AAACUCCGACUCUCAGUCGAUUUGUCCUAUUAAUAUUUAAUAUUGUCAGGUGUUUUGAGCUUCAUAUAAACAAACAAUUACAUGAAUAAAACACCAUUAUGUUAGGUUAUGUGUUUUUUUAAUCGGUAUGUUAUGUUGGUUUAACAAAAAAUCGCAAUGAAUAAUAAUAGGAGCGGCGGAAGAGGUCAGUACCACCGCCACCGCCACCGCCGGCCUCUUCAAAUUGAUGAAGAGGUAUGGACCGUCAAGCCUCUCACCGAUCACCACCACCUCUCACCGCCUUGUAGUCCUCCUUCUGAUGAUUCAAGUGCAACUGCAACUUCAACUGCACCCGCCAUCGCCAGUGUUCUCACAAUAGGAAUGCGUCAGAAUUCCAAGUCGGUGUCUAAGAAUCGGCGUGCCCAUCGACCCAAACCCAUGUCUGUGAACAAAUCUGAGGUGGGUUCUCUGAAUUCUUUGGAUUCUCAGCUGGGGUCUUUGAGAAUUGCUGAGAAAGUCAAUGAGAAAGAGGAGGAGAAAGAAGAAGAAGAAGAUAGAACUGAAGUGUCUGAGUCAAGUGAUCAGGGUGUGGAUGGUGUUUUAAGUAGAUGGGAAGAGCUGCAGAUGGGCGUACAGGAGCCCGAAUUGUCGGAGCAGCAGCUGAGGAUCAAUGAUCAGCUGCAGGAGGAUGAGUUACUUGCUAUGGAAUCCAUUUAUGGGGACAAUGUUUUCAUCCUUGACAGACACAAAGGCUUAAGAUGUUUUCAGAUUCAUAUACACAUUGAAGCACCUAGUGAAAUUGCUAUGACUGCAAAGCUAAAUUUAUCUGGUGAUCUUAAGACUGAAAAUGGCAGUUCAGAUGAUUUCUCAUACUCUUUCAAAGUCCAAUAUCUUCCACCAAUUAUAUUGACUUGUUUGUUACCUAAAUCAUACCCAAGCCAACUACCGCCUUAUUUUACAAUAUCUGUUAAGUGGUUGGAUUCCAGUAGGAUUUCUAAUCUCUGCUCCAAGCUGGACUCUAUAUGGAUGGAACAGCCAGGACAGGAAGUCAUAUACCAAUGGGUGGAAUGGCUACACAGUUUUUCUCUUUCUCAUCUUGGGUUUGAUAAAGAAAUUUUUCUUGGUCCUUAUGGCAUAAGGCAAGCAGGGGAUAGGCGGGCAUUUUCUGGAAUUGUUUCCCUUGAUGUUGAUGUUCCUUUAAUGAAAAGUUACAAUGAUGAGAGACAACAUGAGAACUUUCAGAAGAACUUGCAUGAAUGCUGUAUCUGUUUUACGGAUUAUGCUGGUACCGAGUUCAUCAGGCUGCCGUGCCAACAUUUCUUCUGUUGGAAAUGCAUGAAGACUUUUUCUAAGAUGCAUAUCAAGGAAGGAACCAUAAGCAAACUCCACUGUCCUGAUGCAAAAUGUGGGGGUAUGGUCCCACCCCCUUUGUUGAAACGAGUGCUUGGUGACGAGGAGUAUGAACGUUGGGAGUCCUUAAUGUUACAAAAAACGCUCGAGUCAAUGUCUGAUGUUGCCUAUUGCCCAAGAUGUGAAACACCCUGCAUAGAAGAUGAGGACCAGCAUGCUCAAUGCUCAAAGUGCUUCUUUAGCUUUUGUACACUUUGUAGGGAGCGACGCCAUGUAGGCAUAGCAUGUAUGUCACCAGAAAUGACGCUUCGUAUUUUGCAGGAGCGCCAAACUUCAUCUCAACUAAAGGAGGAUCAAAAGCGUAAAGAACGUGAAAUGAUAAAUGAAAUCCUUAGUGUCAAGACAAUACUCAGUGAUGCUAAGCAAUGCCCGUCUUGUAAGAUGGCAAUUUCCAAAACUGAAGGUUGCAACAAGAUGGUGUGUGAGAACUGUGGGCAGUAUUUCUGCUACCAGUGUAACCAGGCAAUUGAUGGAUAUGAUCAUUUCAAGGAUGGGAGGUGCGAUCUAUUCCCACAAGAAGUUAUUCGGGAGUGGAUAGAGCGCAUAAAUCCUCGCCAAGUGUUGGGUCAGAUUCAAGCUGAGCAUGCUCAACAUGGUUUACCAUGCCCUAAUUGUCGUCAAUUCAAUGCCAAGGUUGACAAUAACAAUCAUAUGUUCUGCUGGGCAUGCCAAAGUCAUUAUUGCUAUUUAUGCAAACAGAUUGUGAAGCGUAGCGCUCAGCAUUUUGGACCAAAGGGUUGCAAACAGCACACAGUGGGGUAGUUGUGAACACAACCGUUUGGCAUAGCCUAUUUGAAGGAGCAAACCAGACAUUUGGUACUAAUAGCUGUGCAAUAGGACCUAACAUAUUGAGCCUCGUCGUGAUUUAUAUACAAUCCCAGCGGAAGGUACUUCUACUGUGAGGAAAUUAAUUGCCACCCAUCCUAUUCAUGAUUGAAUUAAAGGAUGUUGUCCUUGCAGUUUUGUCAUAGUGCUCUAAAGUAUAUGUUUUUCAGUUUGCUUUGGCUCUUUGGGACUACAUUCUUUUCUUUUUGGUUUUGUUGAUUGUAAGUAGUAACUUCUCUCUAAUUUUAAGCUGGAUGCCGACUGUAGAUAGAGUGUUCUUCCAUGUACUAAGCAUUCUCUUUCCAUUUUGGAGGUGUGCUUGGUAGUGUUCCAAGAAAUAAGAGAUGAACAAUUAAACUACAA
Quercus robur (English oak) is the source of this 2577-nucleotide messenger RNA. RefSeq lists its product as uncharacterized. NCBI's taxonomy places the organism in Eukaryota, Viridiplantae, Streptophyta, Magnoliopsida, Fagales, Fagaceae. Gene Ontology annotation, molecular function: zinc ion binding; ubiquitin conjugating enzyme binding; ubiquitin protein ligase activity. The record is from RefSeq and is a predicted model, not a curated record. The coding region runs from base 157 to 2151 and encodes 664 amino acids. The transcript is spliced from 7 exons. Gene Ontology annotation, cellular component: ubiquitin ligase complex; cytoplasm. Gene Ontology annotation, biological process: positive regulation of proteasomal ubiquitin-dependent protein catabolic process; ubiquitin-dependent protein catabolic process; protein polyubiquitination.